This is a messenger RNA of Gossypium arboreum, 1618 nucleotides long. RefSeq names its product BOI-related E3 ubiquitin-protein ligase 1. The coding region runs from base 480 to 1499 and encodes 339 amino acids. The transcript has 6 exons. Gene Ontology annotation, molecular function: ubiquitin-protein transferase activity. The record is from RefSeq and is a predicted model, not a curated record. Lineage: Eukaryota; Viridiplantae; Streptophyta; Magnoliopsida; Malvales; Malvaceae.
CUAAGUAGAAAGGACAGGGCGUGCUUUGUUAAUGCCACCGAUUCUUAAUCAUUAGUAUUAUUCUUUUCAAAUAAUUUUGUUCUCCCAACUUCCUCUUUCUCUCUUUUCAUUUUUUUCCCUUCGGCUUUUAUUUUUCCUCUUCUAUUUAUUUCUUCUCUCUUUUUAUUUCUUUCUAUACGUCCGUUUUCCUCCAUUUCUUUCUUUCUUUGAUUUUCUGAGGUCAAUACUUUCAGAUCCUAAAUGAUCGGUUUCUCUCUUUGAUAUCUUCUCCAAAAACGUUACAUUUUGUGAUUCUGCGCAGUUACUGUUGUUGAAACUGAAUAAAAAUAGCAUACGUAUCGCAGGGAAAUUCAGUUGUGGAAACUCUCGGAGAACUAUAAAUCAUAAUAGCUUAGGCUUUAAGAUAGGAAAAUGCAAAUUCUCAACUUUGGAUACUCUUCUAAGAUAAAUCAUAAUAGUUUAGGUAUUGAUAUAGGAAAAUGCUAGGAGGCAAUGAAGGUAAUCCUAUGCUGCCCAUUUGCAUGGAUGAGAAUGGUCUUCCAUAUCAGACUAAUGCAUCAAAUCAACUGCAGUUAUUUGGAAGAUUACCCGUUGGAUGUACUGUUGAUGUGGUGAAUUAUUUUGGAAAUGAGCAUUUAGCUCCCAUGGUUCCACCCAAUAAAAGAGGCCACGAAACAGAAGAUAUUCUGAGGCAACAGAAGCUACAAAUUUCAUUGAAUUAUAAAAUUUAUAAAGAGGAAGCUGACUGUUCAGCUAGCAUUCCUAAUCCACAUGCUAUAUCUACUGGCUUACGGCUAUCAUAUGAUGAUGAUGAGCGGAACUCAUCUGUGACUUCUGCUAGCAGAAGCAUGACACAUGGUCCGUUAAUGAUCUUGGCUCUCGGUGACAAUGUUACAACCGAACUUGAUCGUCAGAAAGAAGAAUUUGAUCAAUAUAUCAAAAUGCAGGAAGAGCACUUGACGAAGGGAAUAAGAGACAUCAAACAAAGACACGCGGCUUCUUUUCUUGCUGCUAUUGAGAAAGGUGUCAGCAAAAAGCUUAGGGAGAAAGACGUAGAACUAGAGACUCUGAAUCGCAAGAAUAGGGAACUGAUUGACAGGAUAAAGCAGGUGACUAUGGAAGCCCAGAAUUGGCACCAUAGAGCAAAAUACAAUGAGUCAGUCGUUAAUGUGUUGAAGAGCAACCUGGAGCAAGUAAUGUCACAGUCACAGGGUGGUGAGCAGCAGGGAAAGGAAGGUUUUGGAGAAAGUGAAGUCGAUGAUGCUGCCUCAUAUAUUGACCCCAACAACUUACUCAGCAUUCCUGAUGUUGGUGGUGCAAAAUGUGUUUCCGGGAAUCACCAUGGCAUGAUUUGCAGAGCUUGCAACGCAAAGGAGGUGUCCGUUUUGUUGAUGCCAUGUAGGCAUCUUUGCAUAUGUAAAGAUUGUGAUGUGCUAAUUAGUGUUUGUCCUGUCUGCGAGGUUAAGAAAACAGCUCAUGUCCAAGUUUACUUAUCAUAAACUGUGAAGCAAAUUACAGAUUAAAAGAAAAUGAGUAUAUAUAUACCCUCUUCAUUGUGAUGUGUUGCCUGUAUCUGCUUAUUCCUAACAGAUGUAUGAAAGUAAAGGAUUUGUUGAAA